GCCUUUGGAGUUUGACAGCGUCGAAUGGAAGGAUGUGCCGACUAGGGUCGGUCGCACAGAUCGUGGGAACGAGACGUCGAGGCUUGGCGAAUCAAGGGUCAUUCGACAGCGACGGCGAAGGCGGAUUUGUGGGUCGGGGGUGGACUAUGUCCUACGACCGCGCCCGCGGUGGACGCAUCGCGGGAUCGUCAACGCCACCCGCUCAAGGUUUCUUUUCCAUUCGUUGUUCUUCACCUGUCGGCGGGUAGGGGUGUUGAGCGGGUUAGGGUUUUUGCACUUGAUGUUUGUAUGGCGGCGUUUUUCUUGUGAAUAUUAUAAUGUAGAGGUUUUGUCGGAGCGACUUUUUGCAGUUGAUCCGAGAUUUGGGUUGGAAAGUUUCGUUCAUUUUCCUAUUUGGUUGUUCCAUGUAUUAGGUCCGAAAAAGGAACAAUACAUGGAGAGCGUCGCAGCAGAACCAGGAAACGGCGGCGCCGCACCCGUCGUACAUGUCGAGGAUCCUGGCGCCAACUCCACCCUCGAUGUUGACACGGACCAACGACCAACACCGUCGCCGUCGCAGUCGCGCUCCCAAUCCCAGUCCCCAGCAAACAAAGGGAUAACUACCCACAUUGAUCCUUCGAGUCAACCGGCGUCCAGUCCAUCGACCCUGCCGGGCGUGAAAGGCACGUUAGGUGGGAUUCCGUUGGACCUCAGUGCGACGCAAUCGAUCUCGCGACAACUCGUUCCCGCCGAUGUGACGAUGCAAUGCCCACUCCUCUUGGGAAGCUACCGUGUGGACGAAAACGGUGUUGCCCUUUGGACAGGUCGGUGGGCGAUGACAGAGGCUGAGUACGCUACGGGCAUUACGUCGCUGUUUGAGAUGAAGAGCAAACCGUUGGCGAUGCGCCAGUUUUUCCAGAAUCAGGCUGACCCCGCACCCAACAACGGAUUGCACGUGGAAAAUGCGACUGACGAAGAGAGCCAUCCUUCCCCUCUCGCUUCAGACAAGGCGGCAAAGGGUCUGUGUCCCAUCGAACGCAAGUUCGACGGAUUCUUCCAGAUUUUGACCAUGAAGGGAAAGCCUGCAACGAUUCCCGAAAAGGAUGUGACGCUGACUUUCCAAAAGUGCGACUUGGACAACGUGUACUUGGUGAAAGGGACCGGCGAGAACCGGUUUGGUGUGUUUACCCUGCAAGGGCUUCUCGACGAAGGAUCGCAAGAGCUGCGACUUUACAAGGCUUACAAGCCCAAGGACAAAACUCCCGUUGCCAAGCGAACACGACCAAAGGCUGAGCCGGUUGAAAAAGUCGAGCCUCCCGCACAAGUCGAAAAGGCACCACCCAAAAAGCAGAAGGUCAAGGUUGAAGCCUCUCAAAAGAUGAAGGUGGAACCCAGCACGAUUCAAUCAUCAAUCACUUCGUCACUUGCAACUACUGUGGCCGUCAACUUUGCCUAUGUUUCGAAGGCCUUGGGCGCGGCGCCAGCACAGACGUCGGCGCCUACAAUUUCGUACGAACGUAUGUCCACAUCGGCCCGGCACCGCUCGGAGCGCAAGCGAAGUCUGCCGGCGCAUCUUCGCGAAGAAGGACUAGCCGAACUGGAGCGAGUACCAGCAAUGCGCAAGUGCCAUAACAUUUUGAAGAACCUCAUUGCAAACCCCAAAGCUGUGCCGUUUUUGGUGCCGGUGGAUCCUGUUGCAUUGGCCAUUCCCGACUACUUCAAGGUAAUCAAAGAGCCCAUGGAUCUCGGAACAGUGCGUGGCAACUUGGAGAACGGCGUGUACCCCGAUCCCCAUGCUUUUGCUGAGCAAGUUCGUCUGGUGUUUAACAACUGCAUGCGAUACAACGCAGCCCAUACCCAAGUUCACGUGUUUGCGCAAAAGCUGCUGGAAGAUUUUGAAAAGAAGAUGAAGGCUGUGUUCAAGACGGAAGCGGGCAUGAUGUUAGGUGGUAAAGGGUCCCGCAAGGGAUCAAAUAACCAUUCGGACGGCGAAGGGUCGCAGGAUUCGUUCUCCAGCCACAAACCGAAGAAGUCCAAGUCUUUGAAGAAGGCAAAAAUCGAGGAGAUCACUGCGUUGAAGGAAGAGAUCGAAAAGAUGAAGGUGUUGGUGCAGGAUAUGGUGAAAGGGACGCCGCCUGGAGGCACCCCUGUUGGUGGCAAACCACGUUCAUCACGGCCGUUCCGCAUGCAAGACUUGACGGAAGAACAAUUGACGAAACCGAUGACGUCGACUGAGAAGCUGAAGCUCACGACCGAACUCAAGUCGCUUCCCGAAGAGAAGAUUUCGCGAUUGCUGCAACUGAUUGCCGAGAUUGUCCCAAUCCACACGUUUGCCAAUAACGACGACGAAGUGGAGCUGGACCUGAGCUUGUUUGACACGCGAAGUCUGCGCAUGAUGGAAGGCUACCUUCGGGAACAUAACGUAUCGAAGCGAAAGCGACCACCAAAGAAGGCGUCGGCAAAGGAGUCGGACCGUUUGCAGUUGGCCAAAGAAUCGAAUCAAGCCAUCCAGUAUCGCAAAGAAGAGCUCCAACGGAGGCUGGCGGCGAUGGAAAGCGACGGCGCCAUACCGACCGCGAGCGUUAUUCCUCAGACCGUGGAGGACUUGCGCGCGAAGAUUGACGGCGACAGGUCGUCGGACAGCAGUUCGUCGGACAGUGGCAGUUCCGACUCGGACAGCAGCGACUCGGACACGGAGCAACCUUUGCAAAAGUCGCCAUUGUCAGUUGUAAGUGGUCCCACCUCACUCUCCUCGGACUUGUCACUGGGUAAGACAUUGAACCAAUGUGUUGCAUAGGUUGUUAUUUACGAAACACCGCUUUGUGUCCUUCCAGUCGUCGAAGACCACACGACAAGCACGGACGAACCCCUCAAGGUUGAGAAUCGCGGCGCGUGGACCAAGUUAGCGCGCCUGGAAGCGACCGACAUGCCGUCGAGCGGGUCGUCGUCUCCGCCGACUUUAACAAUCCAGUCGGACGAGAACGCAUCGACGUCGCUGUGGCUGUACGCCCGUACCCUUGAACAGCAGAAGCUGCAAAAGGAGCAGAUGAAGGACAACAUCCAAGUGAUCGCCACCGCGACGACGACACCUGCUGUUGUCGUGGACGAUGCGGCGCAGCAAGACAAAGAGCGCAAGGACGAGUUAGAGCGCUUGAAACUCAUGGAAAAGGCAGAACAGCUGGCGCGUGAAGCUCGCCAACGCGAACUGGAAAUGUCCGUUGCGGCGCAGCGUCAAGCAGAGCGGGAGAAACUCAAGCGGGAAGUGGAGCGCAUGAGUGGUGGCCGGCCGGAAGACAGCAUCCUAUUUCACAAAGACCUGGCAAAGUUUGGGUCGGCGUCGUUUUACUGAGCAACCACGAACACUCGUCGCAUGCGCCCCCUUUCGAGCUGUUGGAUAGACACGAUAGAUACGAGCCCCCCUUAUUUAAUAAAUCGUACAAAUACCA
Molecule: messenger RNA, 3425 nt
Organism: Aphanomyces invadans
Lineage: Eukaryota; Oomycota; Saprolegniomycetes; Saprolegniales; Verrucalvaceae
Exons: 5
Coding region: 281-2776 (831 amino acids)
Molecular function (GO): protein binding
Source: RefSeq, a predicted model, not a curated record